Molecule: messenger RNA, 2857 nt
Organism: Hydra vulgaris (swiftwater hydra)
Lineage: Eukaryota; Metazoa; Cnidaria; Hydrozoa; Anthoathecata; Hydridae
Product: protein jagged-1b
Biological process (GO): cell communication; heterophilic cell-cell adhesion; establishment or maintenance of epithelial cell apical/basal polarity
Cellular component (GO): plasma membrane; protein-containing complex
Molecular function (GO): Notch binding; calcium ion binding
Source: RefSeq, a predicted model, not a curated record
UUUUUUUGUGUAUUACCAAUUAACACCUGUGCCAAAAUAAUUUACCUAUAAAUACAGACUUGCGUAGUUGUUGACUUCUAUUCUAAAAAAUAAAAGUGAAGUAACGGUGAGUUUCAAUUACAAUACCAGUAACGAAAAAUUAUCUAAAAAAAGUAUGGCAAAAAUUGUAUACCUUUGUUGGGUCGUGGUUGCACUGUCGCAGUUUCAGAAUACGAAAUCAAUUGGAAACAUUGAGAUACAUAUAGAAUAUUUUAAAUUUCAAAAAGAUUAUCUGAAUUGCGCGGAUACAUGUCUGCAAUACGCUAGCGUUUGCCUAUCGAAUAUUAACCAUAAUACAAACUGCGAUAUUGGAUACAUUGAACAAGAAUAUAAACAAUAUAAUUUCAACUUAUCCUUUAUUAAUUUUACUUUGCCACUCGUUGUUCCUGUUAAAGAUUUAUACAUGAUAUCAUUUGAAGUAAACCAACAAACUUCUAAUAACAACUCAGCUCUUUUAAAGAAAUAUAGCACUUACAUCAGCUUUACGCCUCACAACAAAUGGGUAGCAGUCCGCCAACAAUUUAUUGGAUUUUACAUUCGCACAACGUGUGAUUUACCCGAAUCAGCUAAUGCUACAUUUUGGUGUGAUCAUCCUGGCCACUAUUAUGGGUACAAUGCAAACAAUGUUAAGUUAUGUAAUAAAGGUUGGGAAGGAAGAAACUGCGAUAAAAAUAACACAAUUUGCAUACCCAGAGAUAACUAUAGGUGUAGAAACAACCAGAAAAUAUGCAAUCCUGGAUGGACAGGAAUUAAUUGUGAAGUUUCCACUUACAAGAAGUUGUGCAAGCCUCGUGAUGAUCAUACUGGCCAUUAUGGAUGCAGCUAUGAAGGAAACAAAGUCUGCAAUGUUGGCUGGGAAGGAGAAAACUGUCUGAAAAAUAUUGAUGAUUGUUUAUCAAAUCCUUGCCUAAAUAAUGGUUCAUGUAUUGAUCUGCAUGCAAAUUUCGAAUGUGUAUGCCCUGGAAAAUAUGGCGGAAAGCAAUGUGAAAUUGAUUUUCGCAAUGAGCCAUGCAAAAAUAAAGGCAUCAUGUUACCGGACAAUACAUGCAAGUGUCGUUUUGGGUACAAAGGUAAUAAAUGUGAAAUUUGUAUUCCUUAUCACCUCUGUGUUGAUCAUGGGACGUGUAAAAACCAUGACACUUGUAAUGGAUUAUGUAUACCUGGUGGUUGGGUUGGUCAAUUCUGUGAAAUAGAGCAAGAUGGAUGUAGUCACAACAGAGGCAAGAAAUUUUGUUCUAGUAAAGGGAUAUGUGUAAAUGAUCAAAAAGUGUCAGUUUCUGGACAAGCCUGGAAGUGUUUAUGUUAUGAAGGAUGGGUUGGUAAACACUGUGAAAUAAAGAUACAUAUAUGUAACAAAAGAUCACCUUGUCAAAAUGGUGGCACUUGUUUAAAAUCUGGAAAGCAUUUUAACGAUGAUCAGAUUUAUAAUUGCAGGUGUCCUUUAGGAUUUUCUGGAAAAAAUUGUGAAAUUGAGAUAAACGUGUGUGAAAAGCUAUCACCUUGCCAAAAUGGUGGCACUUGUUUGAAUAUUGGAAAACAUUUUAAUGAUAAUUUGAUUUAUGAGUGUCAAUGUCCUAUAGGGUUUUCUGGCAAAAAUUGUGAUAUUGAUAUGCAUGUAUGCAAUAAGCAAUCACCUUGUCAAAAUGGUGGCACUUGUUUGAAAUCUGGAAAGCAUUUUAAUGAUCAGAUUUAUGAUUGCAGAUGUCCUUUAGGAUUCUCUGGGAAAAACUGUGAAAUUACUUCUAUACAGUACAAGCAAUGUAUGUACAGGGAAAUGUGGUAUAUUCACAAUGAUACUUGGGAUGAUGCCUGCAAUGUUUGCAGAUGUGAUGAUGGAGUUGCAAAAUGUACAGAUGUAUGGUGUGGUCUACCAAAUUGUUAUCAAAUUGAAGAUCCAAACUGUAAAUGCAAAUUUGUAGAAGGGCAUUGUAUCACCCCUCCUUGUUUGCCUUGGGGUAUGUGUAAUUUUCAAACAAUCCCAGUAUUAUAUAUGGGCUGCUUCACUGAAUUUAAUACAGAGUUGGCAGAGAACUGUGCUAAAGUCAUCUUUUUUUUUAAUGUUAGAAUGCUUCCAAAGGGAAUUUUAUUAGAAGAAUUAUGUCAACAGUUUCACAUUUAUAAAAGAGUUCAAAGUUUAUUUAUUUCCAAUGAAGUUAGCUUACAGUGUUCUCAUGUUCGCUUUAACUCUUCCCUGGAUCAAUUAAUUAUUAAUAUAUAUAGCAAAAAAAAAGCAAUUCAGCUAUCUUUGGAGAUUGCAAAGUACAAGCACACACUUGUCGAACAAUUUGAAAAUUUUAAAUGGCACGCGCCGCCUACAUUAGUUCUUUUUUUUCGUUCUGUUGCAUAUACAACCAUUGAAAAACCUUCUACUAUGCAUAGUUUCUUAAAAGAAGAAGGAUAUUUUUUUCCGUUAGUCGGAUGUAUGGUUGUGUGCGUCCUCGUACUUUUUGUGUGUCUUUACUUGUGGUUGUAUAAGAAAAUGACAGUGAAAAAAGUAUACCUAUCUGACACAACAACAAUUAUUGAGCAUAAUAAACUCAAAGAAAACACUUUGCUUGUUAACAAAGAUAAUUUGAAAAAAGGAAUUUUUAAAACUAUAUCUAGAAAAUCUGAACUACUGUAAAUAUGUAUAACUUUUGCUUAACUUUUUCUUAUUUCAUUCAUGUAAAUAAUUUGCGCCCUUGUUAAUAAUUUCUUACUGGUGCCUUGUUAAUAGUUUGUUACUUAUUACUUCUAACUACGCCCUUGUAAAUAAUUUGAUAUACGAAUAUAUAUUUUUUAGUCUUUAUUUAAAACGAGCAACAGAUCGCUCGUAACU